UCAGCAGUAUGGACUCAUGUUGUUGGCUGUUGGAAAUGUUUGUCAAGAUGCAAUAAGUUGCAGUAACAGAUUCAAAGUCAAACCAGCGUAGAUGAUCUGGAUAUCUUUUUCUUUUAAUCUUUUUUUAAUUACGGAGAUUUAAGCAUGUCUCAGAGAGAAGAGAGCCUGGAGGGCUGUGACUGGAGCAGUCCGGAAUGCCGUGCUUUGAUGGAUGGGAUUUUUUUUCGCCAGCACGACUACAUCCAAGCGAAAGGUAGUGAUCAUAAGGAGUUUUGGUCCUUCUUUGAGCGCUUCCAUCGGUUUAAAGUGAAAACGGAAAUGGGGAGCUCGAAACCCUGCAAACGUGUGGAAGAGUUAGGGAAGAAGCGUGCAAGCGGCACAGUGGAUCUUGGGCUCCCAAAGGAAUACGAUGCCCGAUACAGAAUUAACAUCUUCGUGAACACCCGAGACGUGGAGGAACGUUUCAGAGAUUUGCGUGGCAAGCAACACAGAGACUCCCUGACCGACCCAAACAACCAGAGGGUCACAUACUGUCGUCUCGCCCUGCUUCAUUUUCUAGACUUCAUGCAGAAGCAGAGCUUCUGUAAACUCCUCAAGCUGCAGCGGGAACAGAGGAACCUGCCCAUCUUUCAUUACCGUGACCGGAUUGUGGAGCUGGUCCAAACACACCCGGUGGUGGUGGUGGCUGGAGAUACCGGUUGUGGGAAGUCCACGCAGGUGCCCCAGUACCUGCUGGCGGCCGGUUUUAAGCAUAUAGCCUGUACUCAACCUCGCCGCAUCGCCUGCAUUUCCCUGGCGAAGAGAGUGAGCUUUGAGAGUCUCAACCAGUAUGGGUCCAAGGUUGGAUACCAGAUCCGUUUUGAGAGCAGACGCACAUCAAGCACUAAGCUUGUGUUCUUGACUGAGGGUCUGCUCCUCAAGCAGAUACAACAUGAAGCUGUAUUAUCCCAGUACAACGUGGUGAUAGUGGAUGAGGUUCAUGAAAGACAUCUACACUGUGACUUUCUCUUGGGUGUGCUACACUCUUUGCUUCACCGGCGGCCAGAUCUGCGCUUGGUUCUUAUGUCGGCCACCAUCAACAUUAAACUCUUCACCAGUUACUUCAACAAUGCACCUGUGCUGCAGGUGCCAGGUAGACUCUUCCCAAUUCAGGUGAUAUACCAGCCCAUCCCUCUAAAGGAACAAGUGUCUCACAAGGAGAAGCUGGACCCAAGACCAUACUUGCGUGUACUGCAGGGCAUUGACAAUCGCUAUCCCCCUGAGGAGCGGGGUGAUUUGCUGAUUUUCCUUAGUGGUAUAGCUGAAAUCUCCACUAUCAUGGAGGCAUGCCAAACGUAUGCUGUGCACACCAGUCGCUGGAUCAUACUGCCCCUGCACAGCACCUUGUCACUGGCACAGCAGGAUAAGGUUUUUGACAUUGCUCCCUCAGGAUUGAGGAAAUGCAUCAUUGCUACCAAUAUAGCUGAAACUUCUGUGACCAUUGAUGGGGUGCGCUUUGUAGUCGACUCAGGCAAAGUAAAGGAAAUGACUUUUGACCCAAAGACUAAGAUGCAGAGACUUCAGGAGUUCUGGAUUAGUCGUGCCAGUUCAGAACAGAGGAAAGGUCGUGCAGGUCGAACAGGGCCAGGAGUUUGCUACCGGCUCUAUGCUGAGUCAGACUAUGAGGCCUUUGCUCCUUACCCUGUCCCUGAGAUCCAUCGAGUGGCUCUAGACUUGUUAGUGCUUCAGAUGAAGAGCAUGGAUCUUGGAGAUCCUUGUUCUUUUAACUUUAUAGACCCUCCUGCAGCCUUUAGCAUUCAGACAUCUAUGAGGUAUCUAAAGGAACAAGGGGCACUAAAUGAUCAGGGAGAGCUCACCAACAUUGGCAGUCUUCUGGCCAAGCUUCCUGUGGAUGUGGUUAUUGGUAAAAUUCUUGUUCUAGGUUCACUAUUCAACCUGGUGGAGCCGACGCUGACUGUAGCUGCAGCACUGAGUGUUCAGUCACCAUUUCUGCGCAGUGCUCAGCACAACCCAGAUUGUGCCACUGCACGCCAACCAUUGCAAAGUGAUCUGGGAGACCCUUUCACCUUGCUCAACACUUUCAAUGCGUGGGUGCAGGUCAAAGGGGAGAGGGGAGGAGGCUCCAGGAAGUGGUGCAAAAGAAGAGGACUAGAGGAGCAAAGACUGUAUGAGAUGGUUAACCUGAGACGACAAUUCAAGGAGCUGUUAAAGAGUCAUGGACUGGUGGGGUCUGAGUCACACUACAUGGCUGAGGACCAGGCACAGCGCAGGAAGAGACUGACUGAACGUCAGAAACUACACCAGCUGAAGAGAGAGCAUGAUUUAAAGGAGACCAGUCGAAGAAAAGUGUUACAUCUGGAUGAUGGCCUAGAGCAAGGGUUAUCAUCGGAUGAGGAAGCCGCAGGGUCAAGCAAGAAGAAUAAAGACUCUGAAGCACAGGACAUAGAUAUACAGGAAGUGAAGUUUAAACUGCGGCAUGAUGUUAGCAAACUUCAGGAAGAUGCGUAUGCUAGUGCAACGCUUUCUUCUAAGCAACAGACCCUCUUCAGACUGCUACUGUGCCGUGGCCUGUACCCGCAGCUGGCUCUGCCUGAUGAACAUAACUCUGCACGCAAAGAUUCAGAACAGGUGUUUCACACUCGUAACAAGCAAGGGGUUGUGAUCCACCCCACCAGUGUUUUUGCCAAUAAUUCGGAUUUGCUGCAUAUCACUCAAUAUGAGUCUGGCACUGAGCAAGGGCAGAGUAAUGCACAUCAGUUGCUGGCUUUUGUAACUCUGCUUGAAACUAACAAGCCCUAUGUGUCAAACUGUGUGCGGGUUCCUGCCCUGCAGGUUUUGUUGCUAGUGGCAAACUCGAUAGACAGCAAUGCAGACUGCACACGGCUGGUGGUGGAUGGCUGGCUGGAGCUGGUUAUAAGUGAUAGUGGGGCAGCUCUCAAAGUGCUGUCCUCUGCCCUAAUGAUGAGGAACAAUUGGGACAAACUGCUGCAGGCCAAAUUGAGCCAGUUAGGUUUAAAAUCUACUGCAGGUGUGGGGCUUGCUGGUCCAACAUCAUCCAAUCAUGAGUUGGGGAAAAUCGCAGAAGGACUUGUACGCUUCUUACUGUAUACUGAGGUGAGUUACAGUCUGAGAAGGCUUACCCCACUGCAGUUUCAAAACCUGUAUGCUGGACCUCAGCUGAACAAUGAGGUUUCCCUCCCUCCCCUCUUCCCCGAGAUGAAAGCUGAACCUGAUUCAAUUAAAGGAGGUCUACGUGUGACCAGCUACUUCACCUAUAAUUGCCUCUGUGACCACAAAGACUUGUACAGUGAGUGUUUGCGGACAUUUUGGACUUGCCCUCACUGUGAACUGCACAUGCCCUUCACUCCACUGGAGCAAAUGCAGCAUGAGGCCACCUGUAGGCCACCAGAGGAACAGCAGCCUGAGGAGGAGACCGACGUGGUAAAAUCUGCAUCCUUGUCUAAUCUGACUAGACUCUACCACUGUAAUAUCUGCAAGAAAGACUUAACCCUCACCUCCACUGAGAUACUUAAACACAAGCGUCAACACCAGUCAUGAGUUCUUCCUGCACCUGUGCACAAAAACAACUCUGUACCAGAGGAAGUUAUACUGUGUAUGUUUUUCUUUUUGAAAAAGAAAAUUGUAAAAAAAAAUUCUUGUAAAAAUAGGUAUGUGUAUUUCUGAAACAUAUGUAUGUGUACACAAAAAUAGGUAUGUGUAUUUGUGAAUCAUAAUACUCUCCAUUUCAAUUUUACAUUAUAAAUAAAAUGGUCUGGAAAUGUU
This is a messenger RNA of Silurus meridionalis, 3783 nucleotides long. RefSeq names its product DEAH (Asp-Glu-Ala-His) box polypeptide 34 (gene dhx34). Gene Ontology annotation, biological process: nuclear-transcribed mRNA catabolic process, nonsense-mediated decay. Gene Ontology annotation, molecular function: RNA binding; ATP binding. Lineage: Eukaryota; Metazoa; Chordata; Actinopteri; Siluriformes; Siluridae. The record is from RefSeq and is a predicted model, not a curated record. The coding region runs from base 145 to 3558 and encodes 1137 amino acids. Gene Ontology annotation, cellular component: intracellular anatomical structure. The transcript is spliced from 16 exons.